Girardinichthys multiradiatus is the source of this 12423-nucleotide messenger RNA. RefSeq names its product assembly factor for spindle microtubules (gene aspm). Bases 120 to 10430 code for a protein of 3436 amino acids. The transcript is spliced from 26 exons. The record is from RefSeq and is a predicted model, not a curated record. NCBI's taxonomy places the organism in Eukaryota, Metazoa, Chordata, Actinopteri, Cyprinodontiformes, Goodeidae. Gene Ontology annotation, molecular function: protein binding.
UAGCUGGCGUGUCUCAAGUCUCGAAUAGCAUUUACCUGCUGUAUUUGAUUCGCACAAAACGUUGGUUAGAAUUGCGAAACAUGUAAUUUGCCAUAAAGUACGUUUUUGUCGUGUUAAAAAUGUCUGAGGCGGUAACUUUAGGACAACGGGGACUUUUGAACAUUGGUCCGGUGAAGAAAGUGCACGCUAACAAGGAGAACGACGUUCCGGUUCUGAGUCUUAUACAGUUUUCGAACCCGCCUUAUGUGGCUUUUGGCACUGUGAAGUUGGGCACCUCGAAAUCGGCUGUGUUGCAACUUGAGAACCCCAUAGAGGAUGUCGAAGCGGAGGUUAUCGUCGAAAAGAUCCCCUCGAGUAAAGGCUUUUCUGUGGAUCACAAUACCUUCACGAUCCAGCCUGAAAGCUCAUUCAGUUUGAAGAUAAGUUGGACUCCUACAGAAGAAGGUGGGAUCAGGGAGCUCAUCACCUUCAUUGCCAAUGGGAUCCUCAAACACCAAGCUGUUCUGCUGGGGAGAGCAGAAGCACCCAAAAAGAAAAAGAAAAGCUUAUGGGAUUCAAUCAAAAACAAGAGAGAGAUGGAAAAAACACAAACGUCAGCGAGAACGGUGUGUCCGCGGAAAAUGGCGGCAAACAAAACCUUCCAAGUAUCCCGGAGGCCUCAGUACAAGCGGGAAAAGCCCCGCAGCCCGCUUGCUUUGCUCAACGAGGGAAAAACUGUCAGAGAGACGUCCCUCGCGAAGGAAAACCCACUUCACUAUCGCUGCGUGAAAUUAGCGGAACAGAAGGCAUCAAAGCCGGGCAAUCAGUCCCUGGUGUUGUCAGAUCAGGGCAACAUUCCUCCUCUACAGAAGAACUCACCCGUCGUCCUGCUUGUCCCGACUGCAAAGAUCGUCCACUCAGGCAGCAUGACCGCGAGUCCCGACAACGUGGCAGAAAAUCCUAAAAACAAGGAACUCUCUAAUGUAUUCAACAGGACUCUGUCACCGAUCGGAACACCAGAGAUGUUUAAGAAGCUGAUGCCUUGUGUUGGGUCAGGCAGCCCGCCUCCUGUGACUGUGAAUUCUGCUCAUGCUGAUGAAGUGCUAACUGGAUCUCCUCUUCCCUCUUUGAAAGAUGCCUUGGCUCUGAUAGACUCUGAUCUCAGGCACCUGGACACCAGUCCAAGAAAUGCAAGUUCUAGUUGUGAGUUUUCAGAUUCUUUGGAAUCCAAGAGUGGGAAUCGUGGCUGCGGAACUGAUGCAAAUCCUCUGGAAGCGCUGGCGGGUAGCCCGGACCUGCCCCAGCCUUCUGAGCCCAGACUCACGUUUUUCGUCAGCAAAAAGGUUGUUUCAGAGGAAGAGAAAGUUGUAGAGAAGGCAAAGAUUGCAUUUACAUCUGCCACUGUGACUAAAGGCAAAGUACCUGUGGAGGUCAGCAGUCCAGGGGGAAGGAAAAUAAAAAGGUCGCGCCGACGACUCCUGGAGAAAACGCUUGAGCUCUCUGACAGCAGCAGCCAGAGUGACAGUGGUCCAGGCACUCCGAGCCUACCUGUCAUAGAUACCGAGAUGAUAACCACACCGAGGGAAGCUGGACAUAAAGUCCCAGAGUCUAUUUCCUCCUGCUCCAGUCCAAGACUUCACGCCGCACCUGCACCCAAGACCUUCCCUAUGUCCUCCCCUGCAGAAACAGCUCCUUCUCGCAUCUCCUUCUCAGCCACAUCCUCACCUGUAGCCGUCCCUGCUCCGACCAUGUUCACCAUCAUCUCUCCACCCUCUGUGAGCUCAUUGUCCCCUCUGUCCAACAUGUCCCCGGCCUUUUCUGCUAAGGAAGACUUGUUCCUCGUUCAACUGGCGGUGAAAAGCAAGAAGAGGAAGAGUGAGGAGUACUCGAAAGCCGAUUCGAAGACCCAAGACUCUGGGAAACAGGAGCGGGUAAAGAGGAGCAGGGUUGUGUUUGGGAAAAUGGAGCCUCCACCUUCAGUCCAGAGCAGGAGGACUGCAUCUCAGCAGCAGAGAGCCACAGGCUUCACCCAACCUUCGACCGCUCCAUCUUUGAGGACGGCGAGGAGUACAGCUGGUGUCCGGACUAAACGACCAAGCUCCAGAGUCGCCACACAAAGUACUUCGUCUCUGAAGACAUCAGGUUCUCAGUCUGUGAAGAUCUCAAAAGUAGUUGCCGUAGCUCAGUCAAAGCUAACCUUCAUCAAGCCUGCACAAACAGCUUUACCGAGACACCCAAUGCCGUUCGCAGCCAAGAACAUGUUCUAUGAUGAGAGGUGGAUCGAGAAGCAGGAGAGAGGAUUCACCUGGUGGCUCAACUACGUCCUCACCCCCGACGACUUCAAGGUCAACACUGAAGUGGCUAAAGUGAGUGCUGUCUCACUCGCUAUGGGCAGCGACGAUAAAUUCAGUGUUCCCAAAGCUCCCACCAAGGAGGAGAUGUCCUUCAGCACCUACACAGCCAAACGGAAGCUCAACCGCCUCCGUCGGUCCGCCUGCCAGCUGUUCACCUCUGAGGCCAUGGUCAAAGCCAUUCAGAGGCUAGAACUGGAGGUGGAGGCCCGGCGGCUGCUUGUCCGCAAAGACCGCCACCUCUGGAAGGACAUAGGUGAACGUAAAAAAGUCCUGAACUGGCUGCUGUCGUACAAUCCGCUGUGGUUACGAAUCGGCCUGGAGACCAUUUUCGGGGAGCUGAUCUCGCUCGAGAGCAACAGCGACGCCUUGGGUCUGGCCAUGUUCGUCCUCCAGCGGCUGCUCUGGAACCCAGACAUCGCUGUGGAGUUCAGACACGCACGGGUGCCUCACCUUUACAAAGAUGGCCACGAGGAGGCGCUGUCCCGCUUCACACUGAAGAAGCUGCUCCUGCUCGUCUGUUUCCUGGACAAAGCCAAAGAAUCUCGUCUGAUCGAGCACGACCCUUGUCUGUUCUGCAUCGAUGCCGAGUUCAAGGCGAGUAAGGACCUGCUGCUGGCCUUCUCUAGAGACUUCCUGAGCGGAGAGGGGAUUCUUCCCCGACAUCUGGGCUACCUCGGGUUACCGGUCUCACAUGUGCAGACGCCCCUUGACGAGUUCAACUUCGGCGUGAAAAAUUUGGCGGUUGACUUGAAAUGCGGCAUUCGUUUAGUGCGUGUGAUGGAGCUGCUUGUUCAGGACUGGAGUUUAUCAGCAAAGCUCCGUCUGCCGGCCAUCAGCCGCCUUCAGAAGGUGCACAAUGUGGACGUUGCUCUGCAAGUUCUCAAAAGCAAAGGGAUCGACCUCAAGGAUGAAAGUGGGUCCAUCAUUGACUCAAGAGAUAUUGUGGAUGGGCACCGAGAAAAAACCCUCAGCCUCCUGUGGAAAAUCAUCUUUGCAUUUCAAGUUGAGGUAAUCCUAGACGGGGAUCAGCUCAGGGAGGAGAUCGGCUUCCUGAAGAGGACUCUGAGGACCAAACGGAAACUGGCCCUCGUGAGGGCCGACAAGGGCGGUCAGCCGAGUCCUGCGAAGAGCAGGGUGCCGUUUGAACACGGGAGCACAAAGAUUACUCUGCUGAUGGACUGGGUCCGCACAGUGUGUGACUUCUACAAUCUGAAGGUGGAGAACUUCACCGUGUCGUUCUCUGAUGGUCGCGUUCUCUGCUUCCUACUUCACCACUACCACCCCGGUCUCCUACCGGAAGCCUCCAUCAGUCACAGCACCACCCAGACCGUGGAGUGCUCCCCGAGGGGCCGCCUGGAGCUAAACUGCUCAGCUAGCGACACAGACGGCUCCUUUGGUUCAGAACCAACGGAGCUGGAUGGCCAGGAUUCUCCAUCUCUGAGGUUUAAAGAGCUACUGGAAAAUGAGAAGAAUAACUUCAAACUGGUCAACAGUGCAGUGGCUUUCCUGGGCGGAGUACCGGCCAUGAUCAACCCGGCUGACAUGUCCAACACCAUCCCCAACGAGAAGGUUGUGAUGUCUUACCUGUCUUUUCUUUGCGCUCGCCUCUUGGACCUGCGGAUCGAAACCAGAGCAGCUCGGCUCAUACAGGCUGCAUGGAGGAAACACAAACUAAAGAAAGAUCUGCUGCUCUAUGAGGAGCGAAACAAGGCGGCCAUGAAAAUCCAGGUUGUGGUGAGACGUUUCCUCAUGAGACGUAGAGCUGAGAGGCAGAACCAAGCCGCCACCAUCAUCCAGUCCGUCUGGAGAGGUUAUUUAGCUCGGAACCGGCUGAGGAUGCAAAAAGAGGCUCAGCUUCGGGCUUUGCAGCAUAAAGCAGCGACUGUCAUCCAGGCUCACUGGAGAAUGUUUUCCACCUUGAGGGCUUAUCAGCGCCUCCAGUAUUACACCAUUGUUGUUCAAGCUCAGUGGCGCAUGAAAAGGGCAGCGGCUGCUUAUGCAAAGAUCUGCUGGGCAGCCACACUCCUUCAGAGGUACGCCCGAGCUUGGGCCCUCUGCAGAAGAUACCGAGAACAAUAUCUCCUCAUUCGGAAAGCCGCUGUGAAGCUUCAGAGAUCGUACAGGAGAUGGAAAGAUCAGAAAACACAGAAGGAAAACUGUGCAGCCAGAGUGAUCCAAGCUGCUUUUAGGAGAUGGUAUGAAGACAAAAUGGCUCAACGAUCUGCUGCUGCUGUAAAGAUUCAGGCUUGGUACAGAAUGCAGAUGUGGUCCCACCAGUACAAGAAGAUCAGGAGAAGCACCGUGCUUGUUCAAGCUCGCCUCAGAGGACACGCACAGAGGCGCCGCUUUCAAAUGUUAAAGCUGCAGAACCGCUCUGCUACUGUCAUCCAGGGUGACUUCAGAGGAUAUGUUGUCAGAAAACGGUUUGUGAAGAUGAGAUGCGCCGCAGUGACAAUCCAGCGCAGGUUUCGGGCCUCUGUGAAAAGAGACUUUGACAGAGAAAACUUUGUGAGGAUGAGAUGUGCAGCUGUGUCCAUACAGAUAGCCUACCGUGGAAAAGUGGUCCGAGAGUUGCUGAAAAGGCAGCGCAGGGCAGCAACGGUGAUCCAAACAGCGUUUAGAAAACAUGCUGUUCAAAAGAAUUAUCGUCUCCUGAGAAAAGCUGCAGUGGUCAUACAACAGAGGUACAGGGCUACAGUUUUAGCUCAAAAGACACAGAAGGACUAUGAAGCUUUGAGGAGUGCUGCACUCAUUAUCCAAGCUACCUGGAGAGGCAGAGCUGAGAGGAAUAGAAUAAAAACCCAGCAUCACUGUGCCACUCUGAUACAAGCUCACUAUCGUCGACAUAAAGCACAGAUAGAGUACAGAUCCAUGAAGGCAGCCGCUUUGGUCAUACAACAUCACUAUAAGGCUUUUUUGACUGGAAACAAGAUAAGGAAAGAAUAUCUACAGAAGAAAAUGGCAUGCAUUACUCUCCAAGCUGCAUUCAAAGGCAUGAGUGUUCGGACAGAGCAGAGGAAAAAACACCAGGCUGCAACAGUCAUUCAGUCGGUGGUUAGGAUGUUCCUAUGCAAGAAACGAUAUAUUCUCCUUCAUAGUGCAGCGAUCAUCAUCCAGAGCAGGUACAGAGCCAUUCUCCUCUGCAGCGCACAACAAAGUCAGUUCAGAAAGCUGAGGCAGGCCAGCGUGAAGAUACAAGCUGCCUUCAGAGGAUUCACAGUGAGGAACGACCUAAAGAAGAGGCAGGCAUCUGCAACAGCAAUCCAAGCUCGGUUCAGGAUGCACAGGGUUCGUGUGGCUUACCUGGCCACUAAGUGCGCAGCCAUGAUUAUUCAGGAUCGCUACAGGGCCAACAGGCUCAGGAAUCAGCAGAUGAAGAGGUACCGAACAAUGAGACGUGCAGCUGUGGUCAUCCAGGCAGCAUACCACGGGUACAGAGCCAGGAAGAAGAUUGCAGAGUUGCACCAAGCCGCUAAAAUCAUUCAGAGGAAGUUCUUGACAGUCAGAGCCAGAAAGCGGUUUCUAGCUAUCAAGGCAGCAGCUUUGGCAUGUCAGCAGAGGUACAGAGCAACAGUCCUGGCAAAUAAAAUCCAUCUGGACUACCAGUCAAAGCUCAGGGCAGCUGUUUGCCUACAGGCCGCCUACAGAGGGUAUGCAACUAGAAAGCACCUGCAUGUUAAGCAAAUGGCAGCUGUAACCAUUCAGUCUCACUUCAGGAUGUACCAGCAGAGAAGCCGCUACAAAAGUCUGAUCUGGGCUUGUAGAGUAUUACAAGAGCGCUUCAGAGCUGUUAAACUAAUGAGAGCGGAGGUAUGGCUGCUGAGCGCUAAGAAAAGUGCUGCUGUUGUCUUACAGGCCGCCUUCCGUGGGAUGAAAUCCAGGCGAACCGUAAAACAACGAAAUGAGUCUGCCAGGGUCAUCCAGAGAGCUUUUAGGACCUACUGUGAACAUAAGCGCUACCAUUGCUUAAAAGCUUACACCGUAAAAGUCCAGCGCAGAUAUCGGGCUAUUGCUGCAGCUAAGCAGCAAAGAAAGCUGUAUGAACAAAUCAGAAGGUCUGCAAUCCUUAUUCAAGCUGCUUGCAAAGGGCAAAAAGUCAGAAAAGAGGUUGGUCAUUGGCACCAGGCUGCAGCUGUGAUCCAGUCUUCAUUCAGAAAGCACAGAGAACAAGUCAAGUUCCAGGCAAUGCGUCUGUCUGCCAUCAUCAUCCAGAGGCGCUACAGGGCUCUUCUUCUCCAGAGGCGAGAGAGGAAAAACUUCCUGCAAAGGAGACGUUCUGCUGUAGUUCUCCAGGCGGUGUUCAGAGGAGCUUAUGUGAGAAAACGGAUUGCAGAGAUGCAUAAGGCUGCUACCGUUAUUCAGGCUAGCUUCAGACGGCACAAACAAAACAGGGCCUUCCAGCGACAACGUUGGGCAGCUUCUGUCUUACAGCAGAGGUUUAGAGCACACAGGCAGAAACUGCUUCAGGUGAAACAUUACCAGGAGCUUCAAAAAGCAGCAAUCACUGUACAGGCUGCAUAUCGAGGCAUGAAAUCCAGACAAUUUGUCAACCAGUGGCAUGAGGCUGCCACAGUUAUUCAAAGAGCUUACAGGGCCCACUGUGGACGCAGGACGUAUCUUACCUUAAAAUCCAAUGUCCUGAUCAUCCAGAGAAAAUACCGAGCCACAGUGGCAGCAAAGAUGCAAACUCAGAGAUACCAAACCAUACGCACUGCUGCGGUCCUUCUCCAGGCGGCGUACCGAAGACACAAGGCAAGAAAGGAAAUCUCUCGUCUGAAUCGGUCGGCGACUGUGGUCCAGUCUGCAUUCAGAAGACACAGAGAACAAGUCAAAUUCCAGGCAAUGCGGCUGUCGGCCAUCAUCAUCCAGAGACGCUAUCGGGCUCUUCUUCUUCAAAAGCGACACAGAGAAAGCUACCUGAGAAUGAGACAUUCUGCCGUCGUCCUGCAGGCAGCAUUCAGGGGCCAUAAGGCAAGGACAGAAAUUUCUCAUUGGCAUCAGGCCGCGACUGUGGUCCAGUCUGCAUUCAGAAAGCACAGAGAACAAGUCAAAUUCCAGGCAAUGCGGCUGUCGGCCAUCAUCAUCCAGAGACGCUAUCGGGCUCUUCUUCUCCAACAACAGGACAGGGAAAACUUCCUUAAAAUGAAACGAGCUGUUCUCACUCUUCAAACUGCUUUCAGAGGUCACCGUGUCCGGACUGAAAUAGCAAAGAUGCACAAAGCAGCUGCUGUCAUCCAGUCAAACUACAGAAGACAUAGACAGCAUCUGGCCUUUAAGAGGCAAUGCUGGGCUGCGCGCGUCCUGCAGCAGAGGUUUAGAGCCCACAGGCAGAAACGAGUGGAUGUAAAAUAUUUCAAACAGGUUAGAAAAGCUGUCGUCCUUCUACAAGCCGCAUAUCGAGGAAUGAAAUGUAGACAAAUUUUAAGGCAAAAGCAGGGGGCGGCAAGAGUGAUGCAGAGACUGUACAGGGCCCAUUGUGGACGCAAGCAAUUUGUGACUUUAAAGAGCUCUGUUGUUAAUGUUCAACGCAGAUAUCGAGCUGUUGUUGCAUCGAGAAAACAAAGAAAACAAUAUGAACAAAUCAGAAGGGCGGCGAUUGGUCUUCAGGCAGCAUUCAGGGGAGGGCAAGUCAGAAAAGAGGUUGCUCAUUGGCAUCAAGCUGCAACUGUGAUUCAGUCUGUGUUCAGAAAGCACAGAGAGAGAGUUAAGUUUCAGGCUCUGCAUCUGGCUGCCAUCAUCAUCCAGAGGCGCUAUCGGGCUCUUCUUCUUCAACGGCGAGACAGAGAGUAUUUCCUUAAUAUGAGACGUUCUGCCGUCGUCCUGCAGGCAGCUUUCAGAGGUCUUCAUGCCAGGACUGAGAUUGCACAGAUGCACGGAGCUGCUACUGUCAUUCAGGCAAACUUCAGGAGACACAAACGACAGUUGGCCUUCAGGCAGCAGCGCUGGGCAGCGUGUGUCAUACAGCAGAGAUUUAGAGCCGAGAAACAUAAAACGCUUCAGGUAAAGUGUUACCAAGAGGUUAGAGGAGCCGCCAUCGUUCUACAGGCUGCAUAUCGAGGAAUGAGGUCCAGACAGAAUAUAAGACGAAUGCAUCAGGCUGCAAGCGUAAUCCAAAGAGCUUACCGGGCCAUGUGUGAACGCCAGCAGUAUCUCACCUUCAAGUCCUCCGUCGUCCUGGUUCAGCGCCAAUAUCGGGCCGUUGUGGCAGGAAAGCAACAAAGAAAACAAUAUGAACAAAUCAGAAGGGCAUCGAUUGGUCUUCAGGCAGCAUUCAGGGGACGGCAAGUCAGAAAAGAGGUUGCUCAUUGGCAUCAAGCUGCAACUGUGAUUCAGUCUGUGUUCAGAAAGCACAGAGAGAGAGUUAAGUUUCAGGCUCUGCAUCUGGCUGCCAUCAUCAUCCAGAGGCGCUAUCGGGCUCUUCUUCUUCAACGGCGAGACAGAGAGUAUUUCCUUAAUAUGAGACGUUCUGCCGUCGUCCUGCAGGCAGCUUUCAGAGGUCUUCAUGCCAGGACUGAAAUUGCACAGAUGCACGGAGCUGCUACUGUCAUUCAGGCAAACUUCAGGAGACACAAACAGCAAAUGUUCUUUAAGAGACAACGCUGGGCAGCUUGUGUGUUUCAACGCAGGUUUAGAGCCCAGAAAUGUAGAGACCUUGAGGCAAAGCGUUAUCAAGAGGUUAGAAAAGCUGCCAUCACCUUACAGGCUGCAUAUCGAGGAAUGAAAUCCAGAAAAAUGAUCCGAAAAAGGUACAAGGCUGCAGGCAUCAUCCAGAGAGCUUUCAGGGUCCACCAUGAACGGCAGCAGUACUUGAAACUGAAGUCAUCCACUCUCAAGAUUCAGCAAAAAUAUCGAGCCACUAGAGAAGCCAAAGCAGGCAGGACCAGAUACACUCUAAUGAAGAAGGCUGCCAUCAUCCUUCAGAGAUGCUGCAGAGCCUGGAGAGCAAGACGUCAGGCCCUGGAGGAUGCCCAGGCAGAGCGGAGACUCCGUUUUACGGCUGCAGUUUUCCAUCACCUAUGUGCCAUAAAGAUCCAACGAGCCCUGAGAGCGCACUGGGCUUUGGAAUCAGCAAAGAGACAGGUCCAUUCUGUCGUUACCGUACAGCGAUGGGUUAGAGCGAGGCUGCAGAGGAGACGAUAUCUGGAGGACAGGAUGAAGGUGGUGGUGGCUCAGAGAGCCGUCAGGCGUUGGCUGGCGCUCCGCCACAAAGCUGCCUCCAUCAUCCAGCAGGCGGCCCAGAAAUUCCUCCUCAUCAGACGCCAGAAGAUAGUUCAACGAGGCUUUGUCAAAGCUCAGGCUCUGUGGAGAGGACACCGCUCCCGCAUGCUGAACGACGAUCCUAAGCUUGUGAAGUUGAGGCAUCGCUUGCUCAAAGUCUCUGCUGAAGUACAAGAGGAAGAUAAACUGUGCAACAAGACGUCUUCUGCGUUGGAGUAUCUCCUCCGAUACAAACACUUCUCCUAUAUCCUGGAAGCCUUGAAAAACCUUGAGACCGCUACUAGGCUGUCACCAGAGUGCUGUGAGCGGCUGGUGGACAGAGGAGCCACCAACACCAUCUUCACGCUGAUACGCAGCUGCAACAGGAGCGGACCCUGCAUGGAGGUCAUCACCUUCUCCAUCCAGAUCCUCCUCAACCUCUCAAAGUACCACAUGACCAUAGAGGCGGUGUAUUCGGUGGAAAAUUCCCUGGAAAUCCUGCUGGAUUUACUGCAAAAAUACCGGGAGAAGGCUGGGGAUAAGGUGGCCGAAAAGGGUGGGAGCAUAUUCACCAAAGCCUGCUUCCUCCUCGCUCUGCUGCUGCAGGACAAGCGUCGCGCUGAGGAGGUGGUUAAGCUCCCUAGGGCUUUGGACAGGAUCCGCAGUAUCUACCGGCUCACUGCUCGCAAACACAAGAUGGACGAAGAAAGAACCAUAAUCAGGCAGAAAAUAAACGCUUCAAUUAACGGCAGCUUCUUUGUUCCGGCGACGCCUCGGAAAUCUCGGCCAAUACCAAAGUUUGCACCAGAUUGGGUUCUCAGGAAGGACAAACUAAAAGACAUUGUGGAUCCUCUCAGGGCAAUUCAGAUGGUGGCAGAAACUCUGUCCAUUGUAUUGUAGAUAGAAAUCCUUUUAACAUUUUGUAUGCAUCUAUUUUUUUUUGUUUUUACAGAAAAGACCAUAUUUGUUUUUUUUAAAUCAAAUUGUUUGUAAAUAGUGAAGUACAUUUUUAUAUUAAAGUGUGUUGGGAACCAUCAUUCCUGUACAUAUGGUUGCAUACAUAACGAACAACAAAAUCUGAGAGCCUGUGACGAUGCAUCCAAAACUUGUUUCCUUACAUGGCUGAAAGAAAACAGAUUCAGCUCUGAAAGUGUGUUUUAUGCUCAUGUGAUUGAUGGAUUUGUAAAGUGUAUGUUCGAAAUGUAUCAGAAAAUAAUUAGGAAGCCUGGAGAACUUCAGUGAUUCAAGCUCGUCUGCUGUGGGCCAGCAUGUUACAAACUAACCUUAGUCCUGCACAAUAGACCUUCUACCCAUUUGGCAUCCAGUGUCUCUGGGGGUUUUCCUAAUAAAAAGUGCAGCAAAAACACAUUCUAAGAUGGGAAUAAAAAGCUAUAGAUUAAUAAAGCAAAGCUAAAAGGAGCCAAAUCUCACAUUUAAAUUAUUUAGUAACAGAAGAAAAACCACUUACUUUCAAAAGAUGACACAAUUGGAUCAAGGACACAAAUAAUCCAAAGCACUUCAAACUAAAAAAGAACCUAAUUUGUUCCUGAGCUGACUAGAUCUUGACAGGUUCCUGAAACUCUCUAUUUCACAAUGAAUCCAUUUAUUACAAAAUCAGAAAAAAAACCUAAAAGCAGCGAGUAACUGAGUCCCUCAGGAGGUAGAAUAGCUCGAUUAUUCAGGGGUUUAUAUGCAAGAAGAAUUUUAAAUGCCUCACUAAUUAUUGGAUUCACCAGGCUUUAUGGAUAAAUACAAAUAAUUAUGAACAAACUGGAAAAAUGCAACAAAUUGGGGUCUUGUAUCAAAACAAAGGAAUCAGAAGAAACAUUUAGUGGGGCAGAUACUCUUUCAGCACUUUAGCUGCAUCUGGUCAGGUAGGUCCAGUGUGGCCCAACAAAGGGACCGCCUGGUACCUUAAACAACAGCCAGAAGGGGGAAGGAAAUAGUAAUUGUGCUUUAUGCAUAGUGGAGAUAAAAUUUAUUUGCAAAACUGCCUCUACUGUUUUACUCUGCAGUACAGUGAGUAACUUCAGGUGAGCAUUUAAUUAAAAUAUGAUUCAUGAGUUCCUUUUUGUCUCAUUAAAAAUUUAAAUAACGAUGGAAAUAGAUCACCUGAAGUAACAUAUUUGUAUUUAUGUGCUGCUUAUAGUGACAAAUCCAAAACUAAAGUUCCCUCUAAAUGUCCAUCAGCUGUUGUUCUUCCGCCCCCUAGUGGAUGACUAAUUCAUCAAUUGUCCUGUAAUUUUUCUUAGUAAAAGUUGUUUGGCAGCAGAAUAUUUAGAUUUUGAGGUUACUUCGGACCAGAAAUCCUGCAAAUAAAUAUUAUUCAUUUACAGGAGCUAAUGCUGCUCUACAUUCUGCAACAAGGUUCUCUGCACUUUUCCAUGUAAUUAAUCUUGAACCACAAACAACACUGAGCAUGCUCAGACUGACUUUCAGCAGGACUCCAGCAUGCUUAGGUCAGUGCAUUGGGAGAUGUGCAUUUUUCACGUCUCACAAUUGAUGCAAACCUGGCUUUAAAUAUGAGACAAAAUGUAUCUAAGGCUUUUCUUUUCUUUUUUUACAUGGAAUGUAGGAAAACAAGAAAUCAAAACAUUUUACAGCAAAACUGCUUCGAUAAAAAUGUUUUUGGUUUCGUUAUGAAUUCCUUUAUUUCCUGUAAUUUUUUUUGUUCUAAUUGUGAGUAUAUUUAUGAUUAUUCUGUUUUUCCAUGUUUCUGAUCGAUGUGUUUUGCUUUGUUGUGUUUUCCUAGUUCUUUUAUUUAGGCCUCUGGUUCAAGAAGCUUUGCUUUUCAGAUUUAAUCUGACAAAAAAAAAACAUGUUUUUUUUACUGGAGUUACAAGAAAGACACUUUUAAAGCAGAACUUUAUUUGCAAUAAAACUUUUUAAUGGC